Molecule: messenger RNA, 711 nt
Organism: Arachis ipaensis
Lineage: Eukaryota; Viridiplantae; Streptophyta; Magnoliopsida; Fabales; Fabaceae
Source: RefSeq, a predicted model, not a curated record
AUGCCUACACAUACAUUUUCUAGUGAUACCGUGGCCAACCCAAGAGGGAAAUGCAAGGCCAUCACACUAAGAAGUUGGAAGGUAGUGGAGGAGACCUCCUCAAACCACAACUUGCAAGAAAAAAAAGCUGUAGAUGACUCAGAAACCAAGGAGGAAGAAGAGGCACCUGAUCCAGCUCCACCAAAGCAAGUCUUGAAGCCCUAUGUACCAAAAGCACCCUACCCACAAAGGUUGAGAAAAGAUGGGAAAGACAGCCAGUUUUCUAGAUUCUUGGAGAUCUUUAAGAAGCUUCAAAUUAACAUACCUUUUGCUGAAGCAUUAGAGAAAAUGCCACUCUAUGCCAAGUUUCUAAAGGAGCUCAUGACAAGGAAGAAAAACUGGGGAGAAAUGGAAACUGUGGUGCUCACGGAGGAAUCCAUGAUGAAAAGAAUGAGAAUUGAAGAGGCCAAACCAACAAGAAUAGCACUUCAAUUAGCUGAUAGAACAUUUAAGUUUUCUCAUAGGGUGGUGGAGGACUUGUUGGUCAAGGUGGGAGAGUUCAUCUUCCCAGCUGAUUUUGUAGUACUUGAUAUGGAGGAAGAGGCUAACACAUCAAUCAUACUAGGAAGACCAUUCCUAGCUACAGUUGGAGCCAUAAUUGAUGUGCAAAAGGGAGAGUUAGUCCUGAGAUUGCAUGAGGAGAAGAUGGUAUUCAUGUCUUCAAAGCAAUGA